This is a messenger RNA of Puma concolor (puma), 1512 nucleotides long. It is a transcript of the gene TMX4, whose product is annotated as thioredoxin related transmembrane protein 4. Gene Ontology annotation, cellular component: endomembrane system. The record is from RefSeq and is a predicted model, not a curated record. Lineage: Eukaryota; Metazoa; Chordata; Mammalia; Carnivora; Felidae. Gene Ontology annotation, molecular function: disulfide oxidoreductase activity.
CCCAUCGCUUCCUCUCGCCACGUCCCCUGCCGAGGAGGCUCGCUCCACGCGCCAACAUGGCGGGCGGGCGCUGGGGCCCGCUGCUGACGGCGCUCCUGGCCGCCCGGGUCGCGGUGGCGGAGGAGGCCGGCCCCGCGCAGGCCGCGCUGCCGGAGGAGCGGAGCUGGGUGCGGCCCAUGACCGCCUCCAACUGGACGCUGGUGAUGGAGGGCGAGUGGAUGCUGAAAUUUUAUGCCCCUUGGUGUCCGUCCUGCCAGCAGACUGACUCAGAAUGGGAGACAUUUGCAAGGAACGGUGAAACACUUCAAAUCAGUGUGGGCAAAGUGGACGUCAUUCAAGAGCCAGGUUUAAGUGGCCGCUUCUUUGUCACUACUCUCCCAGCAUUUUUUCAUGCAAAGGAUGGAAUAUUUCGCCGUUACCGUGGCCCAGGAAUCUAUGAAGACCUGCAGAAUUAUAUCUUAGAGAAGAAAUGGCAAUCAGUUGAGCCUCUGACUGGUUGGAAAUCCCCGGCUUCUCUGACGAUGUCUGGAAUGGCUGGUCUAUUUAGCAUCUCUGGCAAGAUAUGGCAUCUUCACAACUAUUUCACAGUGACCCUUGGAAUUCCUGCUUGGUGUUCUUAUGUCUUUUUCAUCAUGGCCACCUUGAUUUUUGGCCUUCUCAUGGGUCUGGUCUUGGUGAUAAUAUCAGAAUGUUUCUAUGUACCACUUCCAAGGCAUUUAUCUGAGCGCACUGAGCAGACUCGGAGGUCAGAGGAGGCUCACAAAGCUGAACAGUUGCAGGAUGCAGAGGAGGAAAAAGAUGAUUCAAAUGAGGAAGAAAACAAGGACAGCCUUGUAGAUGAUGAAGAAGAGAAAGAAGACCUUGGUGAUGAGGACGAAGCGGAGGAGGACGAGGAGGAGGACAGUGCUGCCGCUCGCGUGGAUGAGGAGAGGAACGAUGCCCAGGACCAGGGGCCCCUGAGAGAGGUCCAGGAGGAUGGAGAACCUGAGCCUGAAGAAGACACGCCUGUGCAGCCCAGCCCAGCCGACACAGAGGUGGUGGAAGACACACUGAGGCAGCGCAAAAGUCAGCAUGCCGAUAAGGGCCCAUAGGUCUAGUGACGGUGUUUCCAAGAAUUCAGACCAAAGGACUGUGUCAGCUUCCCUCUGGUCUGCAGUGUAAAUCAAAUCCAUACUUUUUCCUGAAUGAGCAAGCUUCUCUUAAAAAAUGAUCUCUAGUCAUGUAGUCUUAUGGCAUUAAGCCUCAUGUAUAUUAAUGAGAGUCUUUCAGGCAUGACAAUCAGGAAACAGAAAGACAAACACGGUGUUAGAUCUGUUUGAGCACUUAGUAUGGGCACAAAUUCAUUUGCUUGGGGCUAGAGAGUUUUGACCUGAGAAAGCACCCCGCAGGCGCCAUAAAAUGAAAGCAAAGCAACAUGAGCCUCCUCAUAAGCAGCAGACGUCUUGUGGAAGUCUUUUGUGUGAAGUAUUCAUUUUUGUCAAAUGUAAGAAACAUCAGCCACCGCGGUGGAGA